Molecule: messenger RNA, 1000 nt
Organism: Aspergillus welwitschiae
Lineage: Eukaryota; Fungi; Ascomycota; Eurotiomycetes; Eurotiales; Aspergillaceae
Product: signal peptidase complex subunit SPC3
Exons: 3
Coding region: 138-884 (248 amino acids)
Biological process (GO): protein targeting to ER
Cellular component (GO): signal peptidase complex; membrane
Source: RefSeq, a predicted model, not a curated record
CUCUAUCCUCAAUACUAGUACGAAUUCUCCCCGAUUCGCGACACGACAACUUCACAGGGAGUAAUUGUCCCUAUCUUUUAUUUUCCCCGUCCUAUCUCCAGUCCCGAUUUCUCCUUACAGAGGGACCAAGGGAGACAAUGCAUUCCACCCUCAACCGCGCCCAAGGCGUCUUCGGCUUCUUCACGACAGUCGCUCUCUUCGUCGCCGGUCUCGCGGCUCUCAGCGUGUUUCUCUAUCCUACUGACGAUGUGACAUCCAGUGUGAAGUUGCGCGAUGUGAAAGUAACAAAAGGCCGUCCCCACUACUACAGCACGCGAAAGGAAGAAUACGCCGCCAUGAAAUUCGACCUAGACGCUGACUUAACCCCCCUCUUCAACUGGAACACCAAACAACUCUUCGUCUACGUCUACGCCACCUACCCUUCCGAACCCUCGAAUCCAACCACCUCCGCGCCCUCCCACUCCGUCAUCUGGGACACUAUCAUCCCCGCCCCGGAGUCGCCUUACUCCUUUAAUGCCUUGCGCAAGAAGUUCUUCCCUUCUGCAUCGUCUGCGAACAAGAAGCGCAGCACGAAGAAGACGUCCACUACUAGCAAAACUGCCAAGAAAGCAUCUGAGCCCGGGAAGCUGAGACUCCGCGACCAGAGAGCCAAGUACUCCAUCGGAGAUGUUUCGGGAAAGAUGGCCGAACGGGAGAAUGUCACUCUCUCUGUAGGGUGGAAUGUGCAGCCGUGGGUUGGGGCGCUGUGGUGGGCUCCGGAGACUGGGGGUGCGAUGAGGACGAAGGGCGAUGUCGGGACGAGUAAGGCUUUUGGGCUGCCGGCGCUGAAGGGGAGGAAUGUUGGGACUGCUUCUGCUGCUGGUGCUGGUGCCGGGGCGGCGUAGGUGGAGGAAUUGUUGGGAGUAUAGUGAGUGAUGGUUAGUUUUGUUCAUGUAGGAGGGAUGGAAUAAUUGCAUUGGGUUUGUUGUUAUUUUUUUUUGGGUGUUUAUUUAUGCAUGGA